This is a messenger RNA of Gossypium raimondii (Peruvian cotton), 1730 nucleotides long. RefSeq names its product root meristem growth factor 10. Lineage: Eukaryota; Viridiplantae; Streptophyta; Magnoliopsida; Malvales; Malvaceae. The transcript has 2 exons. The coding region runs from base 932 to 1363 and encodes 143 amino acids. The record is from RefSeq and is a predicted model, not a curated record.
CUUUUUGGCUUUGAUAUGCUGUUGGUUUAAAAGGUUAAGAAUGGCGUUGCCAGGAGUCGGACCACUAGUGGAAGGAAUGGAUUUCGGCGGCCAUGGUGGGGGGUUGAAUCCACGUGGCAAUUGAAUAACUCAGAUUGUAUGGCCGGCGUUGACGGUUAAGGGGGGAACCCUUGUGUUUCGCGCAACAUAUGAAGGAAGAGGUGGUGGUGGUGGUCCAUGUAACCUUGUCUCCUUGGUUGCAUGGUCCUACCUCGCUCCCGCACAUAUCCGCUUUGUAGGACCGACGUACGUGUAUUUUCACAUUCACUGUUCAAUCUUUUUGGAGCCUUGCAAAUGGCUGUGAGUGCAUGUGGCAUUGGCAAACUACACAUAAUAUUGCUUCAUGCUUAUGGAGUUCGCUACUUCACAAUGAAUUCCAACAUCGAUCUUCUUAAAACUGUUCUAAAAAGAAGCUAACAACAUAUAUUUCUUAUUAUUUUCGUUUUCUUUAGGGGUUAUAUAGGGACAUUUCAGUCAUUAAUUGCAGCAUUCUCCAAGAUCUAUCGACUAAGAUCUAAAAAGGGUUCCCACUUUUUUAGUUUUAGCAUUAGAAUAUCAUCGGUUUUAAGUUUUCCAAGAAUGAAAUGGUGGGUAAAGGCAAUUAACUAGAAGUAAAAACGACAUGAGAUUUAACUAGUGUCCCUCGGAACACACAAUUAGCUAGCUAAGCACGCAUUAGCUUUCUUCAAUUUAUUUAUCUUACUUCUCAUUUUCUUACCUUUUAUACUUUUUCCUUCCGAUAUAUAAUCACCAAAGUAAGCUCUUAUGUUGCUUCUCUAAUUUCCCUGCUGAGGGGUAUAUGUUGCUUCUCUUCAUACAUCUGCAUGUUCUAAGUGAAGGAUAUAGCUGCAUUUGAUGAUCUUACCAGUACCACAUCUUGCUUUGCCUUAACAUGUCAACCCCAUCUUGUUUUCUUCUUCUCCUUCUAUGCCUUUCUCUGCAAGCGUGCAGUGCUCGUCGUCUUGUUGCAGUUGACAGUAAGCAUCAUAAGAUCGAUAAUAUACUUCACUUCUCCAUCAAGAAUGAUAUGAAGAAGGAUCGAAAGAAUAACUCAGUUGCAGUAUUACAGGCGAAAUCGUCUUCUUCCAAGGAACUCCGAUCCAUGAAAUUAGAAAGCAUCGAGGAAUCUCAUGGAUAUAAUGUCACUCAAAAGCUGGAAGAUGCUGAGGUGAAGUACCAUAAGACAAUAGUAGAAAUUGAGAAGAAAAAAAAUCCAAGUGUUGCAGUUUCUUGGCGUGUGCCUCACAAGAAACAUGACGAAAAAAAUCCAGGUUUUAACUUGGAUUACUCACCACCAAAGACACAUCCUCCUCAUCACAACUGAUAUAAAAAAAAAAAGUUUUAUUUUCUUUGCUAGUCCAGAGAGUCGAGGAAAGAAAGCUAAGAUACCAGCUCCGGCAAGAACUGCAAAACAUAGAGUUAAAAGAGCCUUUUAAUAAAUAUUAGGGCUCAAGUCAAAUGUUGAUCUUUCCAGCAUAGGCAUGCAAGUUAUAUAUAUGACCAUAUAUAUAACAUAGGGUGCUGAAUUAUAACGAGUUACAAGCCCUUUUUUCCCCUCUAUAAAUUUAGUGUAUAUUCAUCAUGGAUCAUAUAUAUAUGUUCCUCGGAGAGAAAUAUUUAUGUUUCAUUAAGCUUUUCAAACUACAUGUAACUUCCACUAUUGAUUAUAUGUGUGUAUGUAUCCUGCUCCA